AUGAUGAGAACAGGAAACAUCAAGGCCGAUGUGGAGUUUCUGCACCAUGCGUUCGGUGAAUUAUCAGUCGCCGAGAUGGACAUGCACAGCAGUGAGCUCCACAAGAAGCUCCGCGACCAGCGUCUCAGUGCGGUGAAGCAAAUGUUGCCUCUCCCUUGCUCUGACGGUGUGACCACCUUCACCGUACCCACGGAAAUGGCGAUCGCAGUGUCUUCCUGGCUUCAGAACAAUUACGAAACCAAUCUCGCGGAGCUCCCGACCAAGAACUACAGUCCCACGGUUGUCAUGAUCAUUGCCAGUUCUGUCACCGAACCGAUAAAAGACGCCCCGCAAGACAAUCCUGACGGUCCAAUUACACUCGAAUUCCAUUUGCAAGUCUAUCUCUGCGCGACAGAGAUGGGCAUGGACGUACUGCAAAGCUUUGCUUUCAAAUUCAUGAGAGCAGCCCUUGCGAGAGAAGGACUCACAGUGCAACAGCUCAAGAAUUUGGUCGAGCAUCACAAGAUCUUCACCCCGGAUUUCUGCAACAAGGCACUGUCGGUGCCACAGUAUCAGAAGGUCAUGUGCGCCUUCGCUACUCAUAUUGUUGCGCAUCGAGAAGACUUCGAUGGCAAUCCUGUGUACGGAACUCUGAUGGUUACCACUGAGGGAUAUCUGCCGACUUACCUCAAUAUCAUCCAUAGUAAAGUUAGAUCUGUCAUAGAGGAGAUCAAGGGGUUUGAUGACGCGGAGACCCUCGAGGCAUAG
Messenger RNA from Alternaria metachromatica, 747 nucleotides. RefSeq lists its product as uncharacterized. The transcript is spliced from 3 exons. The record is from RefSeq and is a predicted model, not a curated record. Lineage: Eukaryota; Fungi; Ascomycota; Dothideomycetes; Pleosporales; Pleosporaceae. The coding region runs from base 1 to 747 and encodes 248 amino acids.